This is a messenger RNA of Aspergillus udagawae, 834 nucleotides long. Its product is annotated as fungal specific transcription factor domain-containing protein. Gene Ontology annotation, molecular function: DNA-binding transcription activator activity, RNA polymerase II-specific; RNA polymerase II cis-regulatory region sequence-specific DNA binding. The record is from RefSeq and is a predicted model, not a curated record. NCBI's taxonomy places the organism in Eukaryota, Fungi, Ascomycota, Eurotiomycetes, Eurotiales, Aspergillaceae. Bases 1 to 834 code for a protein of 277 amino acids. Gene Ontology annotation, biological process: regulation of transcription by RNA polymerase II. Gene Ontology annotation, cellular component: nucleus. The transcript has 3 exons.
AUGUCUCAGUACCGAAAAUAUUGGCAAGACCCACGGAGUGUGAGUGAUUGUGUCGUGUGGAAAAUGCUGCUGGUUAUGGCAGUGGGCGUAUUUUUCUGUCCUGGCUCUGCAGCGCUGCAGUCGCGCGCCGCAGCAUGGAUCAUGGGCGGCCGCCGGUGGCUCGCCCGUCACAGCGUUGAAUGUGCCCAGUUUGAUCUAAAUACGGUUCAGAUCUGCUGUCUGUUGUUUGUGAACAGCCAGACUUCCCGAGAAAGAAGCGAACCGUUUGGGCUGCUCAAGGAGACCCUGAUCUGCAUGGCAAUGAAGCUGGGGUUCCCUCAAGAGUCCAGCAAGCAUUUCCCCCCCAUGUCCGCCAGCGAGGCCGAGAUGCGACAAAGGCUGUGGACCACUGUCCUCAAAAUCGCCAUCCAGUCCAGUUUUGACUCGGGCCUCCUGCCGUUAAUCUUCGAGGGCUAUAACUGUACCACAACGUCGAAUCUGGAUGAUGCUGACCUGCUCGGUACUAGCUCUUUAGCACCCCAGCCGCUCCCUGUCUUUACACAGUCCACCGUGUCGAUGGUGCUAGCCAGCACUCAGCGCAUUCGUCUGCGCAUUUUGCACCUCAUGAAUGCGCCGGGCACCACUCUUACCUACCAGGAUACGUUACAGUUGACAAAGGAGCUUGAUGGCAUCAGCAAUGAAAAUCUCGCCCGCAUGCAAUCCCUUACCGCGUCCUCGACCAGACCCACGAACUAUAUUAAAAUUCUCGAUGCCAGGGCCAACCCGUGUUACUACUACUCCCGCAAGGUGCGCAUGGAAGCAACGGCCGUGCUGCUCUCCAAUCCACUGCUGUAA